Molecule: messenger RNA, 37062 nt
Organism: Coregonus sp. 'balchen'
Lineage: Eukaryota; Metazoa; Chordata; Actinopteri; Salmoniformes; Salmonidae
Source: the annotation of a GenBank genome assembly
AUGACUAUCCCGAAAGAUAUUCCCGAAAAGUGGUUUCCCAUCGUUCUUCCACUGCAACAGAAGAAACAACAAGGACUAGAUGCUGCUAAAACCAAGAAGAAGUGGACAGGUACUUCUGUGUUCCACUGUCACGUCAUUCAUCUGUUCUGUGUUCCACUGUCACAUCAUUCAUCUGUUCUGUGUUCCACUGUCACAUCAUUCAUCUGUCUUAUAUGCAGACUGUGCGUGUUUGUUCAUUGGAUGGGGAAAUGCGCUUUAGCUGCCAUCUAUAUUAUUUAUUGUGUUAUGUCUGAUGACAGACAGGAUCUCCUUGCUAUGUGAAUAAACCAUUCUACAUCUCUUCUCAUCUGUUUGUCAGUAUUCAGUCCCUCUCAUCCCAUGAUCUCUCACAUCUCUGCAGUGUCCCCCAGCUCCAUCACGUGUGUGUGUCUGUGUGUGUGUGUGUGUCUGUGUGUGUGUGUGUGUACGACACCAAAUUAUUUUCAUAAUUAUUAUUACCUCAGUUACUUUCACCAAAACCAGCACUUAAUGCGCUACUGCCUGUCUGUGUACAUACUCAUCCACAUAUCCCUGUCACUCAGUCACCAGUCCACUCCUCUGUCUAACCUUCUAUGUAUACAGUACAUGCUCGUAUGCACAUACACACGUACAUACGUGUGUGUGUGCUUCACUGACUCUCAGUGCCUGUCAUUUCACAGAUGAUCACUCUAUCUCUCAACACUGUCAGUGACACACACACACACACACAGGCUGAUGGAGCUUUUAACAACCUCAUCUGUCAUUAUAGAAUGCUUGACUGAAUUCUGUACCCUGUUCUUGAGAGAAAUAACUACUGCUGUGGAGUGAGAAUGUCAAUUGUAUGUUGCUCGUUAGGCCCAUAAUGUAUGAUAGUUAAUAGAAAUUCAUGACAUUGUUUCUCUGGGAGAAGGGGACAAGAGUGAGAGAAGGAGAGAGAAGGAGAGAGCUCCCCUGUGGAUCUGCCUCUCUCAUAGUAACACAGAUCCAUGCAUCACGCCUCCACUCACUCACACACACUAUCCUCUCAACAGGAUGAUCUAUGAUAAAUCUAAUCUAGUCCCUAUGCUGUAGAUGUCCCUGUGCCCCAGUAAUAGAGGUUUAAAGGCUGUAUAAUGGGCUGCUGUAUUGUGGUGCUGCGUAGCUCUGAGGCACUGUGGCUGGAGCGUGCUGCUUUAUUGUGGUGCUGCGUAGCUCUGAGGCACUGUGGCUGGAGCGUGCUGCUUUAUUGUGGUGCUGCGUAGCUCUGAGGCACUGUGGCUGGAGCGUGCUGCUUUAUUGUGGUGCUGCGUAGCUCUGAGGCACUGUGGCUGGAGCGUGCUGCUUUAUUGUGGUGCUGCGUAGCUCUGAGGCACUGUGGCUGGAGCGUGCUGCUGCGUGAGGCUGCCGGUCCCUUGAGGCUGUCAGGCAGGGAGCUGUAUAAAUGCUUAAUGGGCCGGGCUAAAGACACAAAAUGGGUUGGACCGGGACAGGCUUGGCUGGGACGAAAUGGGUUUGGAAGAGAUGCUGUGGUUGGCAGGCCUGUAUAUCUCUACCUACCUGCCUGCCAGCGGGCAUGGGGCUGUUAUAUGGGCAAUAGGGGGGUUAAUGCAGCCUGGCUAUAGAUUUAUACCAGAUGCUGGCCAAAGAAAACAACAGAAUGACCUUCAGAGAGAGAGAGAAGUGGAGGAAGGAGGGAAGGAGGGAAGGAGGGAGGGAGGAGUGGAGAGAGGAAGAGAAGGAUGUAGAUAGAGAGAGGGAUGGAGACAGCCCAAUGCUGAGUAGAUAUCAUACAGCAUCAACCAUGGCUAACACCCCCCCCCCCCCCCCCCCCUCUCUUUCUCUCUCUCUAAACCAGUUCAGAUAUUAUGAACAGUUCCAAGCCCUCAGCUGGUGAAUGUUAACUGUUGUGUCCAUGUCCUGAAGCUUGCUGCCCUAACCCUAACAUGCUCUAAAACCUGGAACAGUCGUCUAACUGGCUGUAACACCCUCCUCUUAACACUCACAGAUCUGACAGUAUGGGAGUUGACACAUUGUGAAGUCGUAUAGUAGCCUACAGCUCUCAUCUGAUCUAAAGAUAUGUAGGAUCGUAAUUUGAUCACAGCAGGAAAUGCAAACCUGUAGUGUAUUCAAGGUUUUAAAAGGCUUCUAAAGUUUGUAAUUUCCACUUAAAUAUGUCAGGCUUGAUUUGCCCUAACGAAAAAUGUAUCAACCCCUACAAAAAUGUCCAUUAAUUAUAAUCCACAUAAUAAAUCACAUUUCCUGUUGCUGCAGCAUUAUUUUGCUGCUGUGAGAAAUGGGUCAAAUUAAGAUCCUAUCUCUCACACUGACUGCCAGGAGUGUUGUGGUACAGCUCAAACAUCAAGCCUGGUGUGGGCUUCUGAGCAGAUGUGUGCAUGUUAUUGACACAACUGUUUAUACAGGGCCUAGGCUAAUAUCUUCUUAUGGUUCAUCAACUGUUUAUAUAGGACCUAGGCUAAUAUCUUCUUAUGGUUCAUCAACUGUUUGUACAGGGCCUAGGCUAAUAUAUUCUUAUGGUUAAUCAACUGUUUAUACAGGGCCUAGGCUAAUAUCUUCUUAUGGUUCAUCAACUGUUUAUAUAGGACCUAGGCUAAUAUCUUCUUAUGGUUCAUCAACUGUUUGUACAGGGCCUAGGCUAAUAUAUUCUUAUGGUUAAUCAACUGUUUAUACAGGGCCUAGGCUAAUAUCUUCUUAUGGUUCAUCAACUGUUUAUAUAGGACCUAGGCUAAUAUCUUCUUAUGGUUCAUCAACUGUUUGUACAGGGCCUAGGCUAAUAUAUUCUUAUGGUUAAUCAACUGUUUAUACAGGGCCUAGGCUAAUAUCUUCUUAUGGUUCAUCAACUGUUUAUACAGGGCCUAGGCUAAUAUCUUCUUAUGGUUCAUGUCUGCUCCAGCAUGUUGUGUAUUACUGUAAUAUGUGUAUUGUGUCUACAGUAUAAUGUAUGUGAACUGGAUGUGUAUGUGUGUAUGUGUGAAUAAACCACACUCUGUUAGUGAGUGUGAGGGCUGUGUGUUUUGGUAGAGCAGACAGGACUGUGUGUUUUGGUAAGUCAGACAGGGCUGUGUGUUUUGGUAGGUCAGACAGGACUAUGUUUUGGUAGGUCAGACAGGGCUGUGUGUUUUGGUAGGUCAGACAGGGCUGUGUGUUUUGGUAGGUCAGACAGGGCUGUGUGUUUUGGGAGGUCAGACAGGGCUGUGUGUUUUGGUAGGUCAGACAGGGCUGUGUGUUUUGGUAGGUCAGACAGGGCUGUGUGUUUUGGUAGGUCAGAUAGGACUGUGUGUUUUGGUAGGUCAGACAGGGCUGUGUGUUUUGGUAGGUCAGACAGGACUGUGUGUUUUGGUAGGUCAGGCAGGACUGUGUGUUUUGGUAGGUCAGACAGGACUGUGUGUUUUGGUAGGUCAGACAGGACUGUGUGUUUUGGUGGGUCAGACUUUGUGUUUUGGUAGGUCAGACAGGACUGUGUGUUUUGGUGGGUCAGACUUUGUGUUUUGGUAGGUCAGACAGGACUGUGUUUUGGUGGGUCAGACUUUGUGUUUUGGUAGGUCAGACAGGACUGUGUGUUUUGGUGGGUCAGACUGUGUUUUGGUAGGUCAGACAGGACUGUGUGUUUUGGUAGGUCAGACUUUGUGUUUUGGUAGGUCAGACAGGACUGAACAAGGCUAUUCCUCAGCAGGAUGAGACUAGAGGGACUGACAUGCAUGCUGCUGCACAGGAAACCACUGGUGUGUGUGUGGUUGGGGGGCUGGUUAUAGACUGGUCUGCUGACAGAGACAAACAGGAAGGAAGUUAGCAGGUGUGUACUGUAUGCUUUUUUUCUUUCGAUUCCUCUGAAACAGGACAGGGGCAGGGUUUGGCUGACCUACCUGAUUGCAGCUGUGUGUAUGUGUGUUUUGUACGCUGCAGAUGUGUGUGUAUGUGUGUUUUGUACGCUGCAGAGGUGUGUGUAUGUGUGUUUUGUACGCUGUAGAGGUGUGUGUAUGUGUGUUUUGUACGCUGUAGAGGUGUGUGUAUGUGUGUUUUGUACGCUGUAGAGGUGUGUGUAUGUGUGUUUUGUACGCUGCAGAUGUGUGUGUAUGUGUGUUUUGUACGCUGCAGAUGUGUGUGUAUGUGUGUUUUGUACGCUGCAGAGGUGUGUGUAUGUGUGUUUUGUACGCUGUAGAGGUGUGUGUAUGUGUGUUUUGUACGCUGUAGAGGUGUGUGUAUGUGUGUUUUGUACGCUGUAGAGGUGUGUGUAUGUGUGUUUUGUACGCUGUAGAGGUGUGUGUAUGUGUGUUUUGUACGCUGUAGAGGUGUGUGUAUGUGUGUUUUGUACGCUGUAGAGGUGUGUGUAUGUGUGUUUUGUACGCUGUAGAGGUGUGUGUAUGUGUGUUUUGUACGCUGUAGAGGUGUGUGUAUGUGUGCGGGGGGUUUCAUAUCUUUCAUACCUCUCUUUCACACUUCAUUGGUCAGAGCACAGACCUCUGUGUGCAUGUGUGUGUGUGCAUGUGUGUAUGUGUGUGUCACGCCCUGGCUCUGGGGACUCUUAUAUGUUGAGCCAGGGUGUUAGUUUCUAUGUGUAGUGUCUAUGUUUUGUUUUCUAUGUGUUCUUUUCUAGAUCGUGUAUUUCUGUGUUGGCCGGGGUGGUUCCCAAUCGGAGGCAGCUGUGUCUUGUUGUCUCUGAUUGGGAACCAUACUUAGGCAGCCUGUUGUGCACUUGUCAUUUGUGGGAUCUUGUUCCGUUUAGGUUUGUGUUGUAUGACCGAGGACUUCACGUUUCGUUUUGUUGUUUUGUUGUAUUGUGCAAAGUACGCAUUAAAAGAUGUACGCAUAUCACGCUGCGCCUUGGUCCACUUAUUACGACGAUCGUGACAGUGUGUGUGUAUGUGUGUGUGUAUGUGUGUAUGCGUGCUCUACUCUGGGUAAACAGAGCAGUCAUUUAAUUUUAAAAGCUCUCAUCAAUAUUAGAGGAGAGAUGGAGGCAGGGAGGAUUACUCCUAAACAUUCACUGCAUCAGCACAAAAAGCCCUCAACUCAACGUACACAUUCACCUCACCUCAACUCUACAGUCAUGACCUGUUUAUUCCCUUAGUGACCCAGGGGUCACACACACACACACACACACACACACACACACACACACCCUCCAGCGGUGGGUUAACUGUGUCAGGCCUGAGCCUGUUGGGAUGUUAAUGUUCAGAGGCACCAGGCAAACAGAGCUAAUUCCUGUUACAACAUAAUUGACCUGCCAGUCAGUGUGUGUGUGUGUGUGUGUGCGUGCGUGCGUGUCUAGCUCUAAGGGCUAUAUUGAUUUGGGAGUAUAUGUAAAUUAGAUAGGCUAAAUCAACCUCUCUCCAUCUCUAUUUUUCUGUCCAACACAGACUGUAGUUACAGAUAUUCUAUCUUAAUCUGAACAGUUUCUCACAGCAGGAAAAUAAUCCUGCAGCAACAGGAAAUGUGAAUUAUUAUGUGGAUUAUAAUUAAUGGAAAUGUUUGUAGGGGUUGAUUAUUUAUUUGUUAGGGCAAAUCAAGUCUGACAUUUUAAAGUGGAAAUUACAACAUUUAGAAGCCUUUUUAAACCUUGAAUAUACUGCAAAUUUGCCUUUCCUGCUGCACAGGAACAUGUUCUGUGACAACAGAGUGAUCAAAUUAAGAUAGAACGUCUGUAUUGAUGAAUUAGUGAUAUUGACUCGGCCUGGGAUAAUAGACUAAUUGCCCAGUUUCACACACCCCGAAAAAACACACACACACACAAAGGCAAGGUCCCUGGUAGGGAAUCCGUGGUUUAUCCCAGAGAUACUUUUGGUUAAGAUGUUUCAGAGUUAUGUUAUUGAAGUUAUGUGUUGCCUGUCUCACAGUUGUGUGUGUUUCACCAGAGGAGGAGAGGAGGGUCCGGGCCAAUGACAGAGAAUACAACGAGAAGUUUCAGUAUGCCGUAAGAGAGAUAGUUUGUGUGUUUGUGUGCGUACAUGCUUGUAUAUGUGUAUUUAUGUUUAAGUACGUUACAUGACUAAUCAUAGACCAACAUUUUCUAUUUUUAUAUUAGUAUUUCACAUUAAGAACAUCACUUCCUAUCCCCCUAUCGUCUAUAUAUCUCUAUCUCUAUAUAUUCUUUCUUUCGUUAUGUUAUUUCUUUCUUUCGGCUUCUUUGGCUUUAGGGAGGGGCGCGAGAGCGCUCAGAGCCGCUAGAGAAGAGCAACGCGCGAUCAUGAGAGAGAGAGCGAGAGGAGAUCCUUUCUUUCUUUAGGGUGAGGUCGUUCUGGCUUUCGGGCGGCGGGAGGGAUGGAGUGCUUUUCGGGCUUCUUGCGGGCUUUAGUUCUUUCUUUCCUUCUUUCUUUCUCUCUCUUCUCUCUCUCCAUCUCGACCUCUCUCUCAUCUCCACUCUCUCUCUCUCUCUCGUCUCUCUCUCUCUCUCUUCUCUCUCUCUCUCUCUCUCUCUCUCACUUCUCUCAGAUGUAACUGUAUUAUGACGUCUAAGUACAACGUCAUCACCUUUCUGCCCGUCAACCUGUUUGAACAGUUCCAGGAAGUGGCCAACACUACUUCCUCUUUCUGCUCAUACUGCAGGUAAGAGAGUGUGUGUUUCCAUAUUCAGAAUCGAUGGCAGUAAAAUUGGGUGCAGGACGGAAGCAGGGAGAAGAGGAGAAGAAGGAAAUUGAAGUGGAGGUAUGGAGGGCAUAUAGAGAUGAGACUGGGGAUAAAGAAUGGAAGGGAGGAAUGAAGACUGGAUGCUGAAAAGGGGGAUGGGGUGGAGAGGAGUGGGGAGGGGAGAGAGAGGGGCUAUCAGUUUCCACCACAUUGAACGACACAGCAGGUACAUUAUAGAGACUGCUUUAUUCUCUUACAUCCCAUCUCUCUCUCUCUCUCUCGCUCAUCUCCCCUCUCGCUCUCUCCUCUCCGCUCUCCUCUCUCUCUCUCCCCUCUCUCUCUGCUCUCCUCUCCUCUCCUCUCCUCUCCUCUCCUCUCCUCUCCUCUCCUCUCCUCUCCCUCUCUCCUCUCCUCUCUCGCCUCUCCCCUCUCCUCUCCUCUCCUCUCCUCUCCUCUCCUCUCCCUCUCCCUCUCUCUCUCGUCUCGUCCUCUCAUCUCUUGCUCGCUCUCCUCUCCCUCCUCUCCUCUCGCUCUCCUCUCUCUCUCUCUCUCUCUCUCUCUCUCACCCUCUCGUCUCUCUCCUCUCUCUCUCUCUCUGUCUCUCUCUCUCUCGUCUCUCUCUCUCUCUCUCUCUCUCUCUCUCUCUCUUUCUCUCCCCCCCCUCUCUCUCUCUCUCUCCAGUUGAGUCCCAGAUCUCGUCUCUCUCCUGGUUCACCACCAUAGUGCCUUUAGUCCUGGUGCUCAGCAUCACUGCAGUAAAGGAUGCCACCGACGACUACGUGAGUGUCUGUCAGAAACAAACACACACACGAUUAUGGCAUUUUGGGUAACAAUUAAUUGUCAUGCAAAUGGCCACGGGUAUUGUCAUUAUUGUAAUUUUUGUUGAAAAUCUUUUGAGCUUGUAAUGCAUCAUAAUGCAUCUGUAAAACAAAUUAUAUGACUCACCUAAUGAUUACAACACAGCUUUGGUGAAACCCCUGUCUCAAACACAAAUGGUUCUGACCGUUUGGAACUUUUGAAAACCUCCCGACUGUACCUUUCUGCUCCUAAAAUGAUGACCAACUUUACCCACUUCAUGUAAAAAAAAAAAAUGACAUUCUGCUAUUGAGUGAACUAUAUCUACUUGAAUAUCAAGUUGAAUGCCUUCUCCUAAAAUGAAUGUAUUAAGAUAUGCAGAUUAUGACAUUUUUUAAAAUUAAAUUAUUGUCCAUAAUUGUCGGUCGAUUAUAAGAUAAUUGUGCCAGCCCUAACACACUAUUCAAAACACACCAUAUUUGAGAAAAAAAACAACAUGUAAAUUCUUGUCUCCUUCAGUUCCGUCACAAGAGUGACAACCAGGUGAACAACCGCCAGUCUCAGGUCGUCAUCCAUGGCUCGUAAGUCUCGUCUAGUCCAGUCUACACUCGGCAAUACAGACAGGCAUGUAGUCCAGUCUACACUCAGCAAUACAGACAGGCAUGUAGUCCAGUCUACACUCACAAUACAGAGCAGCAUGUAGUCCAGUCUACACUCGCAAUACAGACAGGCAUUAGUCCAUCUUACACUCAGCAUACACAGGUCAUCUAUCCAGUCUACACUCGUCAUACGACAGUCAUCUAGUCCAGUACACUCAGCAUACAAGACAGUCAUCGGUCCAUCUACACCUCAGCAAUACAGAACAGGCAUCCUAGUCCAGUCUACACUCACAUACAGACAGGCAUCAGUCCGUCUACACUCAGCAAUACAGACCGUAACGAGUACCAGUCUACACUCAGCAAUACCGACGGCAUCUGCCAGUCUACACUCAUCCCCCACCACCGCAGACAGACAGCCAUCUAGUCCCAUCCUACACUCAGCACUCAGACAGGCAUCUAGUCCAUCUACACUCACAAUACAGACAGCAUCUAGUCCAGUCUACACUCACAAAUACAGACAGGCAUCUACGGUCCAGUCUACACUCAGCAAUACAGACAGUCAUAUAGUCCAGUCUACACUCAGCAAUAUAGACAGUCAUCUAGUCCAGUCUACACUCAGCAAUACAGACAGGCAUCUAGUCCAGUCUACACUCAGCAGUACAGACAGGCAUCUAGUCCAGUCUACACUCAGCAAUACAGACAGGCAUCUAGUCCAGUCUACACUCAGCAAUACAGACCAGGCAUCUAGUCCAGUCUACACUCAGCAAUACAGACAGGCAUCUAGUCCAGUCUACACUCAGCAAUACAGACAGUCAUCUAGUCCAGUCUACACUCAGCAAUACAGACCAGCAUCUAGUCCAGUCUACACUCAGCAAUACAGACAGUCAUCUAGUCCAGUCUACACUCAGCAAUACAGACAGGCAUGUAGUCCAGUCUACACUCAGCAGUACAGACAGGCAUCUAGUCCAGUCUACACUCAGCAAUACAGACAGUCAUCUAGUUCAGUCUACCUCAGCAUACGGACAGGCAUCUAGUCCAGUCUACACUCAGCAUACAGACAUCCUCUAUCCCAGUCUACACUCGCAAGACAGACAGGUAUCUAGUCCACGUCUACACUCAGCAAUACAGACAGGCAUGUAGUCCAGUCUACCUCCAGUACAGACCGUCAUCUAUCCCAGUCGACCUCAGCAAUACAGAGGUAUCUAGUCCCCAGUCUACACUCGCAGUAACAGACAAUAUCUAUUCCAUCUCCACUCAGGGGACAGUACAGACAGUCAUCUAGUCCAUUCUACACUCAGCAAUACAGGACAGGCAUCUAGUUCCAGUCCUACCUCAGCAGUACAGACAGGCAUCUAGUUCAGUCUACACUCAGCAUACAUACAGGUAUCUAUCCAGUCUACGACCUCAGCAUACAGACAUGUUCGAUCCGUCCGUACCUCAAGCAGUCAGACAGGUACUAUCCAGUUCUACACUCAGCAGUACAGACAUCCAUCUAGUCCAUCUACACUCAGCAAUACAGACAUCAUCUAGUCCUGUCUACACUGGCAAUACAGAAGGCAAGGUAGUCCAGUAUACACGCGGCAAUACAGACCAGCAUCUAGUCCAUUCUACACUCAAGCAAACAGACCGAAUCUAGUCCAGUUCUACACUCAGCAUACAGGCAGCAUCUAGUGCCAGUCCUACCACUCAGGCAAUACAGACAGUCAUUCUAGUUCAGUCUACACUCAGCAAUACAGACAGUCAUCUAGUCCAGUUACAUCAGCAAUACAGAACAGGCAUCUAGUCCAGUCUACACUCAGCAAUUACGACAGUCAUCUAGUCCAGUCCUACACUCAGCACACAGACCAGCAUCUAGUUCAGUCUACACUCAGCAAUACAGACAGGGCAUUCUAGUCGUCUCACUCAGCAAUACAGACAGGCCAUCUAGUCCAGUCUACACUCAGCAAUACAGGACAGCAUCUAGUCCAGUCCUCACUCAGCAAUACAGACAGGCAUCUAGUCCAGUCCCACACUCAGCAAUACAGACAGGCAUCUAGUCCAGUCUACACUCGCAAUACAGACCCAGCAUCUAGUCCAAUGUCUACCCUCAGCAAUACAGACAGGCAUCUAGUCCAGUCUACACCAGCAAUACAGACAGCAUCUAGUCCAGGCUACACUCAGCAAUACAGACAGGCAUCUAGUCCAGUCAAACUCACAAUAGCAGACAGUCUCUAGUCCCGAUCUACACUCAGCAAUAUAGACAUCAUCUAGUCCAGUCCCUACACUCAUCAAUACAGACAUUGCAUCUAGUUCCAUCUCACUCACAGUACAGACCAGGCAUCUAGUCCUCCUCACCUCAGCAAUACGCAGGCAUCUAGUCCAGUCUACACUCAGCAAUACAGACCAGCAUCUAGUCCCGUCUACACUCAGCAUACAGACAGGCAUCUAGUCUCAGUCUACACUCAGCAAUACAGACCAGUCAAUCUAGUCCAAGUCUAGACACUCCGCAAUACAGACCAGCAUCUAGUCCAGUCUACACUCGCCAUACAGACAGCUCUAGUCCAGUCUACACUCCAGCAAUACAAAAGGCCUGUAGUCCAUCUACACUCAGCAUACAGACAUGCUCUAGUCCAUCUACACUCAGCAUACAGACAGUCUCUAGUCAGUCUCCACUAGCAAUACAGACAGGCAUCUAUCCCUCUACACUCAGCAAUACAGACGUCCUCGAGUCCAGUCUACACUCAGCAAUUACAGACAGUAAUCUAGUCCAGUCUACACUCACAAUACAGACGCAUUUGUCCAGUCGAAACACUCGCAUUACAGACGUCAUCUAGUCGGUCUACACUCAGCAAUACAGAGGUAUCUAGUCCCGUCUACACUCAUCAGUACAGACAGAUAUCUAGUCCAUCUACACUCAGCAGUACAGACAUCAUCUCGUCCGUCUACACCCAAUACAGACAGGCAUCUAGUCCCAGUCUCACUCAGGCAGUACAGACAUCCCUCUUGUUCCAUCUACACUCAGCAAUACAGACAGUCUCUAGUCCGUCUACACUCAGCAGUACAGACAUUAUCUAGUCCAGUCUACCUCAGCGUCCAGACAGGUAUCUAUCCAUCUCACUCAGCAGGACAGACAGUCAUCUAGUCACAUUCUACACUCGCAAGGUACAGACCGCAUCUAUCCCAGUCUACACUCACAAUACAUACAGUCAUCGAUUCCGUCUACACUCACAUACAGACAAGUCUCUAGUUUUUCCAGUCUACACUCCAGCAAUACAGACAGCAUCUAGUCCUCUACCUCAGCAAUACAGACAGUCAUCUAGUCCCAGCUACACUCAGCAAUACAACCAUCAUCUAUUCCAGUCUACACUCAGCAAUCCAGACAGGCAUCCUAGUCCAGUUCUACACUCAGCCAAUACAGACGGCAUCUAGGUUCCAAUUCUGCACUCACAAUACAUGACAUCAUCUAGCCAUCUACACUCACAAUACAGACGUCACUGGUCCAGUCUACCCUCAGCUAGUAACGACAGUCAUGCUAUCCAGUCUACCCUCAGCAAAUACAGACAGGUAUCUAGUCCAGUCUACACUCAGCAAUUCAGAUAGUCUCUGGUCCAGUCUACACUCCACAGACAGCCGUCAUCGAGUCCCAUUCUACACUCAGCAAUACCGACAGUCAUCUGGUCCAGUCUACACUCCAACAGACGUCAUCUAUGUCCCAGUCCUACACUUAGCAUACGGGUAUCUAAUCAAGUCUACACUCCAGCAAUAUAUACAGUCUCUAGUCCAUCUAACACUCAGCAGUCAGACAGGCAUCUCGUCCAUCUACACUCAGCAUACAGGACAUCAUCUAUCCAGUCACACUCAGCAAUACGCCAGUCCAUCUAGUCCAGUCCUACACCCAAUAUAAGACAGUCAUCUAGUCCAUUCUACACUCAGCAAUUACAGACAGGAUCUAGUCCAGUCUACACUCACAAUACAGACAGUCUCUAGUCCCAGUAUACCACUCAGCAAUAACAGACAGUUCAUCUAUGUCCAGUCUACACUCAGCAGUACAGACAGGCAUCAGUCACUACUGCUACUGAUCAAUGCUCAUGCUGUUCUCAUCACACAUUGUAAGCUGUUGAUAUUUAUAAUUUAGUAUACUCCCUCUCUUUCUCUUACUCCAUUCUCAACUCUCUCUCUCUACCUCUCUACCUCUCUCUCUCUACCUCUCUCCCUCGCUUUCUCUCUCUCUCUCUCUCUCUCUCCCUCCCUCCCUCGUUUCUCUCUCUCAGUCUUCAGAAGGAGAAGUGGAUGAAUGUGAGAGUGGGUGAUAUCAUUAAACUGGAGAAUAACCAGUUUGUGGCAGUAAGUGUGUGUCGUUCAAUCAUCAACAUAAUGUAUCACACGUGCCCACACAAACACAAACACACACACACACACACACACACACACACACACACUGGUUAUGAUUAAUUUGCAACUGUUGUAAUGUACUCUGUCAUAACACAGUUUUUAUGGUGCAGUGCAAUGGUUUGAUAUACACUGCUCAAAAAAAUAAAGGGAACACUUAAACAACACAAUGUAACUCCAAGUCAAUCACACUUCUGUGAAAUCAAACUGUCCACUUAGGAAGCAACACUGAUUGACAAUACAUUUCGCAUGCUGUUGUGCAAAUGGAAUAGACAACAGGUGGAAGUUAUAGGCAAUUAGCAAGACACCCCCAAUAAAGGACUGGUUUUGCAGUUGGUGACCACAGACCACUUCUCAGUUCCUAUGCUUCCUGGCUGAUGUUUUGGUCACUUUUGAAUGCUGGCGGUGCUUUCACUCUAGUGAUAGCAUGAGACGGAGUCUACAACCCACACAAGUGGCUCAGGUAGUGCAGCUCAUCCAGGAAGGCACAUCAAUGCGAGCUGUGGGAAGAAGGUUUGCUGUGUCUGUCAGCGUAGUGUCCAGAGCAUGGAGGCGCUACCAGGAGACAGGCCAGUACAUCAGGAGACGUGGAGGAGGCCGUAGGAGGGCAACAACCCAGCAGCAGGACUGCUACCUCCGCCUUUGUGCAAGGAGGAGUAGGAGGAGCACUGCCAGAGCCCUGCAAAAUGACCUCCAGCAGGCCACAAAUGUGCAUGUGUGUGCUCAAACGGUCAGAAACAGACUCCAUGAGGGUGGUAUGAGGGCCCGACGUCCACAGGUGGGGGUUGUGCUUACAGCCCAACACCGUGCAGGACGUUUGGCAUUUGCCAGAGAACACCAAGAUUGGCAAAUUCGCCACUGUGCUCUUCACAGAUGAAAGCAGGUUCACACUGAGCACAUGUGACAGACGUGACAGAGUCUGGAGACGCCGUGGAGAACGUUCUGCUGCCUGCAACAUCCUCCAGCAUGACUGGUUUGGCGGUGGGUCAGUCAUGGUGUGGGGUGGCAUUUCUUUGGGGGGCCGCACAGCCCUCCAUGUGCUCGCCAGAGGUAGCCUGACUGCCAUUAGGUACCGAGAUGAGAUCCUCAGACCCCUUUUGAGACCAUAUGCUGGUGCGGUUGGCCCUGGGUUCCUCCUAAUGCAAGACAAUGCUAGACCUCAUGUGGCUGGAGUGUGUCAGGCCCGCCCAUUCCCCAGACCUGAAUCCAAUUGAACACAUCUGGGACAUCAUGUCUCGCUCCAUCCACCAACGCCAAGUUGCACCACAGAGUGUCCAGGAGUUGGCGGAUGCUUUAGUCCAGGUCUGGGAGGAGAUCCCUCAGGAGACCAUCCGCCACCUCAUCAGGAGCAUGCCCAGGCGUUGUAGGGAGGUCAUACAGGCACGUGGAGGCCACACACACUACUGAGCCUCAUUUUGACUUGUUUUAAGGACAUUACAUCAAAGUUGGAUCAGCCUGUAGUGUGGUUUUCCACUUUAAUUUUGAGGGUGACUCCAAAUCCAGACCUCCAUGGGUUGAUACAUUUGAUUUCCAUUGAUAAUUUUUGUGUGAUUUUGUUGUCAGCACAUUCAACUAUGUAAAGAAAAAAGUAUUUAAUAAGAUUAUUUCAUUCAUUCAGAUCUAGGAUGUGUUAUUUUAGUGUUCCCUUAAUUAUUUUGAGCAGUGUAUAUACAAGCACUUACAGGUAUUGAGAUUCAUUCAUGCUGGUUUUAAAGGCUCCCAUAAAGGCGAUGUAACACACAGCGCUCUCAUAUUUCAGCCAAACAUCUCUACGCUAAGGCUAACUUUCAGUGUACUGUACUAGUAGCGUGUUAGCGAAUGUUCGGGAAUGUGUUAGCCUUGUUAGCUAAUGCUAUCCAGCCUACGCUAGAUGGCCAUGCUAGAAAGAACAAAAGUGGCAUUAUCAGAAAUGCUACAGUAUGUUAGCGGAUGCUAAUGCUAGCUGAUAUUUCUCUUCAGGCUGACCUUCUCCUACUGUCCAGUAGUGAACCUCAUAGCCUCUGUUACAUCGAGACUGCAGAGCUAGACGGGUAAGAAUACACCAUAACAGACAGCACAUUUCAAUAAAGCACAACACAGUGAUCCUCAUGGUUUGUGAGUUCAUAAACAGUGUGUGUGUGUGUUGUGUUGUGUUUGUGCAGGGAGACCAAUAUGAAGGUGCGUCAGUCUCUGUCUGUGACUGCAGAGCUGGGAGACCCCAACAACCUGGCCUCUUUUGACGGUAGGAAGUGUCUUUCUAUUGGUCUCUUUGUUUUCACACACCAGAGGUCAGCAGGUCCAAUCUGCAGCCAAGCACUUAACGCCCACACCGCCCAGCAUCUCACACACACGCCCUCCGUUGUCAGCACUUAACACCCACAGUCUCUCUAUUCCCCCCACACACACACACACACUGGGUUUCCUCAUCAGCAUGGAUCACCCACGCACUUCUCCUCAACUGCUCAGCAGAAAACAUUACUGCAAGCAGGUUGGUCUUUGUGUGUGUGUGUGUGUUUGUGUCUGUGUGUGUGUGAGUGCGUGUGUGUGUGUGUGUCUGCGUGUCUGUGUGUGUGUGUGUGUCUGUGUGUGUGUGUCUGUGUGUUUGCUAGCACAGCACCCAUAAUAAGUCAGUUUAAUUCAAUAGUCCUAAGAUGGAGUGUGGCUGACACACUGUCUGACACACAGCUGAACACUGCCCUCUGUGGUGAUGUUGAAUCUGUAGUCAUUCCUUUUCUGAGGCUGAUGUAGUAUACAGUGUGUUGUGCUGGUGAGGUGGUUUAUAAAAGCUGUUUGUUAAGGUACUGAGGUGGUACUUCUGUCACAACCACACCUAACAGAUGGUAAGAUGAUGUUGGAGAGAACACUGUACUGUAUCGUAGCUGACCAGGUGAGGUGAUUGUGUGGCUGAAGACCUGUAUUAGCAGUAAAGUGUGUGAUAAAAGUGUAUGUCAAAGUCAAAGAGUGUGUGUGUGUGUUGCCGGUGCAGGUGAGGUGGUGUGUGAGCCUCCCAACAACAAGCUGGACAGGUUCUGUGGUCUUCUGUACUGGAGAGAUUGUAAAUACCCCCUGAGCAACCAGAACAUGUUGCUACGAGGCUGUGUCCUCCGCAACACAGAGACCUGCUAUGGACUGGUCAUCUUUGCAGGUUGGUCCUUCUGUGUGUGUGUGUGUGUUUGUGUGUGUGUGUGUGUGUGUGUGUGUGUGUGUGUGUGCCUAACCAAUUCCUCUUUCUAUAUCUCUCUGACCAGGCCCAGACACCAAGCUGAUGCAGAAUAGUGGUCGCACCAAGUUCAAACGCACAAGCAUCGACCGCCUCAUGAACACACUGGUGCUCUGGGUAGGAGACCCCACAUCUCCCCUUCUGUUUGGCCAUACUUGUUUAACAUGUAUUUCUUAUAUAAAACAAGACUAUUAUGGCCUUCUAGUUUCUCCAGAAACUGUACAUUUCUAGUUGAGCUUGACAUUUAGAAAAACAAUAAGGUACAUACAUUUAGACAUAAGCCUAAUCUUUACCCUCUCUCCCCUCUCUCUCCCCCCUCUCUCCCCCUCUCUCCCCCCUCUCUUCUCUCCCCUCUCUCUCCCCUCUCUCUCCUCCCCUCCUCUCCCCUCUCCCUCUCUCCCCCCUCUCUCUCCCCUCUCUCUCCUCCCCUCUUUCCCCCCUCCCUCUCCCCUCUCUCCCCCCUCUCUCUCCUCCCCUCUCUCCCCCCUCUCUCUCCCCUCUCUCUCCCCCCGUCCCAGAUCUUUGGCUUCCUGGUGUGUAUGGGUGUGAUCCUGGCUGUGGGGAACGCUGUGUGGGAGAGAGAGGUGGGUUCUCUAUUCCAGAGUUACCUGGCCUGGGACCUGCCUGUAGACAACUUCCUCUUCUCUGCCUUCCUCUCCUUCUGGUCCUACGUCAUCAUCCUCAACACCGUGGUGCCCAUCUCACUCUACGUCAGGUAAGGAAUAAUUUAUGUCAGGUUAUAAGCCCUCUAUGUCAGGUAAUAACAUCUCUGUGUCAGGUAAUAAGACUUCUAUGUCAGGUAAUAACACCUCUAUGUCAGGUAAUACGCCAUCUAUGUCGGGUAAUAACACCUCUAUGUCAGGUAAUAAGCCAUCUAUGUCAGGUAAUAACACCUCAAUGUCAGGUAAUAAGCCAUCUAUGUCAGGUAAUAACAACUCUAUGUCAGGUAAUAAGCCAUCUAUGUCAGGUAAUAACACCUCUAUGUCAGGUAAUAAGACUUAUAUGUCAGGUAAUAACACCUCUAUGUCAGGUAAUAAGCCAUCUAUGUCAGGUAAUAACACCUCUAUGUCAGGUAAUAAGACUUCUAUGUCAGGUAAUAACACCUCUAUGUCAGGUAAUAACACCUCUAUGUCAGGUAAUAAGCCAUCUAUGUCAGGUAAUAACACCUCUAUGUCAGGUAAUAAGACUUCUAUGUCAGGUAAUAACACCUCUAUGUCAGGUAAUAAGACUUCUAUGUCAGGUAAUAAAUCCUCUAUGACCCUUUUAGUCAAGGGAGAUUAGUGACAGUGACAGUCAAGAUGCUUCAUCAGUACUUUACUUUCUAUGGAUUCUGGAACAAGUUGAUAUUUCAAUCCACAACUCAUCCCAUUAUUUUUAGUUCGAUGACAAUAUUUUGUCAUUUAUUCUUUAUUUUUGCGCUUGUUUUGUUUUCCCUUUAUUUAGUAGCUUUGUUAAUUAGUUGAUUGUAACUUUUUUGUUUGUUUUUUUGUUAAUGUUGUCCUCAGAGCCUCCUCUGCAGGUAAGACAGAGAGUUGCAGCUGUGUUCCCUUUUUAUUGAAACAUCAUCAUUCCUCUGGUUACUUCCCCAUAAACCCUAAACUCAUCCACUGUUUGGAGUGUAACACUGUGGUGACUAAUGAUGUUAGUGAGUGGUACUGACCCACCCGGACUGAUAACUGACAAACUAAGGGCUGUUGUUUGUUAGUUUCUUUGUGUGUGUUUUUGUGUUAGUGUGUUUUUGUUUUUGUAUGUGUUGUGUGGGCUGCAAUCUAUCUGCAAUCCCAAAGAAGUUCAAGAGGGCUUGCUGUUGAAUUAUCACUAAUUUUGUAUUUCUCUCUCUCUCCCCCCUCUCUCCCUCCCUCCCUCCCUCCCUUUGGCUAUCUCCAGUGUGGAGGUGAUAAGGCUGGGUCAUAGUUACUUUAUCAACUGGGACAGGAAGAUGUUCUGUCCACGGUGUAACACAGCAGCCGAAGCCAGGACCACCACGCUCAACGAGGAACUUGGACAGGUGAGGAACAUCCUACACCAUACUGUCGUUCAUCUAUACUAGAUCCUUGUAUCUCUGUGUUGGGGAGUGUUAGCCUAAAAGCCUGUGGAUGUAGGUCCAGCACGUCUGUGGUAUCUUGAUAACCCCCCCCCCCCCCCCCCCCUUCCCCAUUGAAACAGGUGGAGUACAUCUUCAGUGACAAGACAGGAACUCUCACUCAGAACAUCAUGAGCUUCAACAAGUGCUCUAUCAAUGGACAAGCCUAUGGUGGGUAUACUACAGUAUAUACAGUGCAUUCGGAAAGUAUUCAGACCCCUUGACUUUUUCCACAUUUUGUUACAUUACAGCCUUCUUCUAAAAUGGAUUUAAAAAAUUAACAAAGCAAAAAAUUGUUUUUUGAAAUGUUUGCAAAUUUAUAAAUGAAAAAAAAACUGAAAUAUCACACGUAAGUAUUCAGACCCUUUACUCAGUACUUUGUUGAAGCACCUUUGGCAGUGAUUACAGCCUCUAGUCUUUUUGGGUAUGACACUACAAGCUUGGCACACCUGUAUUUGGGGAGUUUCUCCCAUUCAUCUCUGCAGAUCCUCUCAAGCUCUGUCAGGUUGGAUGGGGAGCGUCGCUGCACAGCUAUUUUCAGGUCUCUCCAGAGAUGUUCGAUUGGGUUUAAGUUCGGGCUCUGGCUGGGCCACUCAAGGACAUUCAGAGACUUGUCCCGAAGCCACUCCUGCGUUGUCUUGGCUGUUUGCUUAGGGUCAUUGUCCUGUUGGAAGGUGAACCUUCGCCCCAGUCUGAGGUCCUCAGCGCUCUGGAGCAGGUUUUCAUCAAGGCUCUCUCUGUACUUUGCUCCAUUCAUCUUUGCCUCGAACCUGACUAGUCUCCCAGUCCCUGCCACUGAAAAACAUCCCCACAGCAUGAUUCUGCCACCACCAUGCUUCACCGUAGGGAUGGUGCCAGGUUUCCUCCAGAUGUGACACUUGGCAUUCAGGACAGAGAAUAUUGUUUAUCAUGGUCUGAGAGUCCUUUAGGUGCCUUUUGGCAAACUCCAAGCGGGCUGUCAUGUGCCUUUUACUGAGGAGUGGCUUCCGUCUGGCCACCCUAACAUAAAGGCCUGAUUGGUGGAGUGCUGCAGAGAUGGUUGUCCUUCUGGAAGGUUCUCCCAUCGCCACAGAGGAACUCUGGAGCUCUGUCAGAGUGACCAUCGGGUUCUUGGUCACCUCCCUGACCAAGGGCCUUCUCCCCCGAUUGCUCAGUUAGGCCGGUCGGCCAGCUCUAGGAAGAGUCUUGGUGGUUCCAAACUUCUUCCAUUUAAGAAUGAUGGAGGCCACUGUGUUCUUGGGAACCUUCAAUGCUGCAGAAAUGUUUUGGUACCCUUCCCCAGAUCUCUGCCUCCACACAAUACAGUCUCGGAGCUCUACGGACAAUUCCUUCGACCUCAUGGCUUGGUUUUUGCUCUGACAUGCACUGUCAACUGUGGGACCUUAUAUAGACAGGUGUGUGCCUUUCCAAAUCAUGUCCAAUCAAUUGAAUUUACCACAGGUGGACUCCAAUCAAGUUGUAGAAACAUCUCAAGGAUGAUCAAUGGAAACAGGAUGCACCUGAGCUCAAUUUCGAGUCUCAUAGCAAAGGGUCUGAAUACUAAUGUAAAUAAGCUAUUUCUGUUUUACAUUUACAUUUACAUUUGAGUCAUUUAGCAGACGCUCUUAUCCAGAGCGACUUACAGUUAGUGAGUGCAUACAUUUUUUUUUCACUUUGUCAUUAUGGGGUAUUGUAUUUAGAUUAAUGAGGGGGAAAAAAUAUUGAAUUCAUUUUAUAAUAAGGCUGUAACGUAACAAAAUGUGGAAAAAGGGAAGGGGUCUGAAUACUUUCUGAAUGCACUGUACACGUCUAUCAGAUAUUUUUUUUUUGAACUGAUAAAAAUACACCUUAUGGAACAGAGAGGAUUGUGAAGUCACACACACAGAGGUACAAACACACACAUACAAACACACACAACAUACACGCUAUACACAUACUUCAUGUAUUGUGAAAUCUGUUGUAAAAUGUAUUUUAAUGUUACAUUUUUUUAUUAUAAUGUAUAUUACUGCCUUAAUAUUUGCUGGACCCCAGGAAGAGUAGCUGCUGCCUUGGCAGGAACUAAUGGGGAUCCAUAAUAAAUACAAAUACAAAAAUUACACACACACACAUACAAAUCAAAUCAACACACUGUCCUGGUUCACCCAUUCAAUGUUCUAGUCCUCCUUGUGGUGCUGGUUAACUCUGAGUCUAAGUGUGAGUGUGUUCUAUUGUCAGGUGAGGUGAUCGACCCGUUGGGAGCACAGCCAAAGGUGAGCAGGCGAACGUAAGACUAACAGUAUGACUAACAACCCAACAUACUGUUCAGCUUGCUCUCUGUGUCAAUGACAUCACUCUGGCACUCUGCACUUUGCUCUUUGACCAUAGGUGAAUACAAAGCAUAGUUUCUAACAAUGAGUACUACAACUGUCCUCCUUCCUCUCUUCCCCCUUCUCUCUCUCCCCUUCUCUCUCUCCAGAGGUUGGACUUCUCCUCCUUCAACCCCCUGGCGGACCCUGACUUCUGUUACUAUGACAACGGUCUGCUGAAGUCGGUGAAGCUGGGAGACCUUCACAGCCACGAGUUCUUCCGGCUGCUUUCCCUCUGUCACACCGUCAUGAGUGAGGAGAAGAAGGAGGGUGAGAGAGAGAGGGAGGGAGGGAAGGAAGGAGAGGGAGGGUGAGAGAGAUAGAGGGAGGGAUAGAAGGAGGGUGAGAGAGAGCGGGAGAGAUGGAGAGAUGGAGGGAGAAGGAGGGUGAGAGAGAGAGAGAUGGAUGGGAGGGAGGGUUAGAGAGGGAUAGAGGGAGGGAUGCUCUCUCUAAUUCUCUCGUUCUCUCUUUCUCUCUGAGAACCUGAGCCCUAGGACCAUACGUCAGGACUACCGGGCAUGCUGACACCUUGCUGUCCCCAGUCCGCCUGGCCUUGCUGCUAUUCCAGUUUCAACUGUUCUGCCUGCGGUUACGAAACCCCUACCUGUCCCAGACCUGCUGUUUUCAACUCUAAUGAUCGGCUAUGAAAAGCCAACUGAGAGACCUGGCCCUAGGACCAUACGUCGGGACUACCGGCCGUGGUGACUCCUUGCUGUCCCCAGUCCGCCUGGCCUUGCUGCUAUUCCAGUUUCAACUGUUCUGCCUGCGGUUAUGGAACCCCUACCUGUCCCAGACCUGCUGUUUUCAACUCUUAAUGAUCGGCUAUGAAAAGCCAACUGAGAUUUAUUCCUGAUUAUUAUUUGACCAUGCUGUCACUUAUGAAACAUUUUUGAACAUCUUGGCAUGGUUCUGUUAUAACCUCCACCCGGCACAGCCAGAAGAGGACUGGCCACCCCUAUAGCCUGGUUCCCUCUAGGUUUGGCUUUAGGGGUUUGAAGGUUUACACUGUAAGGUAGGGGUCGUACAGACUCGGAUAUGAGUGAUAGAGCUUUAAAAAAAUGAUUGAAAUUGAUGAAGAGAGGGAGAGAUAGGGGAAAGGAUGGAGAGGAUAAAUAAUCAUUUAUUAAGUUGAACUUCUAAUUAUAGUCCAUGUUUUUAAAGCUGCAAUAUGUAUUUAUUUGAGCAACCCAACCAAAUUCACAUAGAAAUCUGAGUCUGUGGUCUGUGGUCCUCUGUAGCUCAGCUGGUAGAGCACGGCGCUUGUAACGCCAAGGUAGUGGGUUCGAUCCCCGGGACCACCGCAUACACAAAAUUAUGCACGCAUGACUGUAAGUCGCUUUGGAUAAAAGCGUCUGCUAAAUGGCAUAUUAUUAUUAUAUUAUUUUAUAAAUCUUCUCAUUGAAAGAAAUCUAUUCUAUGUGCGCAAUAUUUAUGCUUCCCUUUCUUAAGUUUUGUUUUGGCGUCUUUUGCUUUCAGUUUUGUACACCAGCUUCAAACAGCUGAAAAUACUGAACAAAAAUAUAAACGCAACAUGCAACAAUUUAAACGAUUUUACUGAGUUACAGUUUAUAUAAGGUAAUCAGUCAAUUGAAAUAAAUUCAUUAGGCACUAAUCUAUGGAUUUCACAUGACUGGGGAGGGGCGCAGCCAUGGGUGUACUUGGGAGCCAGGCCCACCCACUGGGGAGCCAGGCCCAGCCAAUCAGAAUGAGUUUUUCCCCACAAAAGGGCUUUAUUACAGACAGCUGUCAGGGUGGCUGGUCUCAGACGAUCCCGCAGGUGAAGAAGCCGGAUGUAGAGGUCCUAGGCUGGCGUGGUUACACGUGGUCUGUGGUUAUGAGGCCGGUUGGACGUACUUCCAAAUUCUCUAAAACGACGUUGGAGGCUGCUUAUGGUAGAAAAAUGAACAUUCAAUUCUCUGGCAACAGCUCUGGUGGACAUUCCUGCAGUCAGCAUGCCAAUUGCACGCUCCCUCAAAACUUGAGACAUCUAUGGCAUUGUGUUGUGUGACAACACUGCACAUUUUAGAGUGGCCUUUUAAUUUCCACAGCACAAGGUGCACCUGUGUAAUGAUCAUGCUGUUUAAUCAGCUGCUUGAUAUGUCACACCUGUCAGGUGGAUGGAUUAUCUUGGCAAAGGAGAAAUCCUCACUAACAGGGAUGUGACAUAUGCAGUGCCUUGCAAAAGUAUUCAUCUCCCUUGGCGUUUUUCCUAUUUUGUUGCAUUACAACCUGUAAUUUAAAUUGAUUUUUAUUUGGAUUUCAUGUAAUGGACAUACACAAAAUAGUCAAAAUUGGUGAAGUGAAAUGAAACCAAUUCUAAAAAAUAAAUAAUGAAAAAGUGGUGCGUGCAUAUGUAUUCACCCCCUUUGCUAUGAAGCCCCUAAAUAAGAUCUGGUUCAACCAAUUAUCUUCAGAAGUCACAUAAUUAGUUAGAUUGCACACAGGUGGACUUUAUUUAAGUGUCACAUGAUCUGUCACAUGAUCUUAGUAUAUAUACACCUGUUCUGAAAGGCCCUAGAGUCUGUAACACCACUAAGCAAGGGGCACCACCAAGCAAGCGGCACCAUGAAGCGGCACCAUGUUGUGGAGAAGUGCAGAUCAGGGUUGGGUUAUAAAAAAAUAUCAGAAACUUUGAACAUCCCACGGAGCACCAUUAAAUCCAUUAUUUUAAAAAAUGGAAAGAAUAGCACCACAACAAACCUGCCAAGAGAGGGCCGCCCACCAAAACUCAUGGACCAGGCAAGGAGGGUAUUAAUCAGAGAGGCAACAAAGAGACCAAAGAUAACCCUGAAGGAGCUGCAAAGCUCCACAGCAGAGAUUAGAGUAUCUGUACAUAGGACCACUUUAAGCCGUACACUCCACAGAGCUGGGCUUUAUGGAAGAGUGGCCAGAAAAAAGCCAUUGCUUAAAGAAAAAAAUAAGCAAACAUGUUUGGUGUUCGCCAAAUGGCAUGUGGAAGACUCCCCAAACAUAUGGAAGAAGGUACUCUGGUCAGAUGAGACUAAAAUUGAGCUUUUUGGCCAUCAAGGAAAACGCUAUGUCUGGCGCAAACCCAACACCUCUCAUCACCCCGAGAACACCAUCCCCACAGUGAAGCAUGGUGGUGGCAGCAUCAUGCUGUGGGGAUGUUUUUCAUCGGCAGGGACUGGGAAACUGGUCAGAAUUGAAGGAAUGAUGGAUGGCGCUAAAUACAGGGAAAUUCCUGAGGGAAACCUGUUUCAGUCUUCCAGAGAUUUGAGACUGGGAAGGAGGUUCACCUUCCAGCAGGACAAUGACCCUAAGCAUACUGCUAAAGCAACACUUGAGUGGUUUAAGGGGAAACAUUUAAAUGUCUUGGAAUGGCCUAGUCAAAGCCCAGACAUCAAUCCAAUUGAGAAUCUGUGGAAUGACUUAAAGAUUGCUGUACACCAGCAGAACCCAUCCAACUUGAAGAAGCUGGAGCAGUUUUGACUUGAAGAAUGGGCAAAAAUCCCAGUGGCUAGAUGUGCCAAGCUUAUAGAGACAUACCCCAAGAGACUUGCAGCUGUAAUUGCUGCAAAAGGUGCCUCUACAAAGUGUUGACUUUGGGGGGGGGUGAAUAGUUAUGCACGUUCAAGUUUUCUGUUUUUUUGUCUGAUUUCUUGUUUGUUUCACAAUAAAAAAAUAUUUUGCAUCUUCAAAGUGGUAGGCAUGUUGUGUAAAUCAAAUGAUACAAACCUCCAAAGUUGCCAAGGGGGGUGAAUAUUUUCGCAAGCCACUGUAAACAAAUUGGUGCACAACAUUUUAGAGAAAUAAGCUUUUUGUGCGUAUGGAACAUUUCUGGGAUCUUUUAUUUCAGUUACAUGUUGCAUUUAUAUUUUUGUUCAGUGUAUAUUUUUGGUUAUGGAAAAUAUAUUUCACAGCGGUUUAGACGGUACAAUGAUUCUCCACACUACACUUGCUUGUUUUGUCACAUAAACUGAUAUUAGGCGAACUAUUAGAAUUUUAUCAACCAGGAAAUGGAGUGAUUUUUACAUAGUGCAUCUUUAAAGCAUGUUGUGUUUUGUGUUUAAUAUAUACUGUAUUCCUCUCUUCUCUCUCGUCGUCCUAGGUCGAUGCUCUCGUAUCUAUCUCUUCUCGUAGAUAUAGAUGAGCGAUCUCAUAGAGCUAUGCGAGACUCUCAUCAGCGUCUGAUCUCUAUCUCGCUAUCUCUCUCUCUCUCUCUUCUCUCUCUCUCAUCUCUCUCGUCUCUCUCUCUCUCUCGUCUCUUCUCUCUCUCUCUCUCUCUUCUCUACUCUUCUCGAGAGUCUGGUGUAUAAUCCUGGCUCUCUCCCCCCUCUCAGUCUCCUCACUCUCCUCUUCUCUCUUCCUCUAGGAGAGUGGGUUAGGCCCAGUCUCCAGUAGGUGGUGUGACAGCAGCCAGGAACUUUGGUUUUGUGUUCCGGUCUAGAACCCCUGGUACUAUCACUGUGACAGAACUGGGCCGACCCGUCACAUACACACUGCUGGCCAUCCUCGACUUCAACAACAUCCGCAAGAGGAUGUCCGUUAUAGGUACACACAAGCAUGCAUACGCACGCACACACCUUGGCGCACACACACACCUUGGCGCACACACACACACGACAUAGACACACACACGCACACACACCUUGACGUACGGCAGUUCAACAACUUACGCAAGAGCAAAAUAAAACAAAUACAAAAUUAAACACAGGGGAAAUCUGUUAUAGGUACACUCACACACAUCUUUACAUACUGUACAAUAAUAUACAGGAGGAUUUGUUAUAGCCUACGAAACACACAUUCUCACUCACAUCCACUCCCAUACAUGCAGUGAGGAGUGCUUGUUGUUUCUAGACUAGAGUCUUUGCAGUAAAUUGAAGGACAGUGAAAUAGGUAUUUGCUAUGGAUACAGGUCAUAUUAAAGUAUGUCUCUGUGUCUCCUGUCUGCAGUGCGUAACCCAGAUCACAUUAAAUUAUGUCUCUGUGUCUCUGUCUGCAGUGCGUAACACAGAUCAUAUUAAAGUAUGUCUCUGUCUGCAGUGCGUAACCCAGAUCAUAUUAAAGUAUGUCUCGUCUGCAGUGAUACCCGAUCAUAUUAAAGUAGUCUCUGUCUGCAGUGUGUAACCCAGAUCAUAUUAAAGUAUGUCUCUGUCUGCAGUGCAUAACCAGAUCAUAUUAAAGUAUGUCUCUGUCUGCAGUGCGUAACCCAGAUCAUAUUAAAGUAUGUCUCUGUCUGCAGUGCGUAACCCAGAUCAUAUUAAAGUAUGUCUCUGUCUGCAGUGCAUAACCCAGAUCAUAUUAAAGUAUGUCUCUGUCUGCAGUGCGUAACCCAGAUCAUAUUAAAGUAUGUCUCUGUCUGCAGUGCGUAACCCAGAUCAUAUUAAAGUAUGUCUCUGUCUGCAGUGCGUAACCCCGAGGGGAGGAUCCGUCUAUACUGUAAAGGAGCUGAUACUCUGCUGUUUGAGAGGCUCCACCCCUCCAACCAUCACCUGAUGAACAUCACAACAGAUCACCUUAAUGUGAGUUACAAACACACACUGAAACACACACACACAGACACACACACUAACACAUACAGACACACACACACACACACACACACACACACACACACACACACAGAGACACACACAUACACACAGAGACACACACACACACACAAAUAGAGACACACACACGUGCAGUCAUAUACAGUGAGGGAAAAAAGUAUUUGAUCCCCUGCUGAUUUUGUACGUUUGCCCACAUGACAAAGAAGUGAUCAGUCUAUAAUUUGAAUGGUAGGUUUAUUUGAACAGAGAGACAGAAUAACAACAAAACAAUCCAGAAAAACGCAUGUCAAAAAUGUUAUAAAUUGAUUUGCAUUUUAAUGAGGGAAAUAAGUAUUUGACCCCCUCUCAAUCAGAAAGAUUUAUAGCUCCCAGGUGUCUUUUAUACAGGUAACGAGCUGAGAUUAGGAGCACACUCUUAAAGGGAGUGCUCCUAAUCUCAGCUUGUUACCUGUAUAAAAGACACCUGUCCACAGAAGCAAUCAAUCAAUCAGAUUCCAAACUCUCCACCAUGGCCAAGACCAAAGAGCUCUCCAAGGAUGUCAGGGACAAGAUUGUAGACCUAGGCUGGAAUGGGCUACAAGACCAUCGCCAAGCAGCUUGGUGAGAAGGUGACAACAGUUGGUGCGAUUAUUCGCAAAUGGAAGAAACACAAAAGAACUGUCAAUCUCCCUCGGCCUGGGGCUCCAUGCAAGAUCUCACCUCGUGGAGUUGCAAUGAUCAUGAGAACGGUGAGGAAUCAGCCCAGAACUACACGGGAGGAUCUUGUCAAUGAUCUCAAGGCAGCUGGGACCAUAGUCACCAAGAAAACAAUUGGUAACACUACGCCGUGAAGGACUGAAAUCCUGCAACGCCCGCAAGGUCCCCCUGCUCAAGAACGCACAUAUACAGGGCCGUCUGAAGUUUACCAAUGAACAUCUGAAUGAUUCAGAGGAGAACUGGGUGAAAGUGUUGUUGUCAGAUGAGACCAAAAUGGAGCUCUUUGGCAUCAACUCAACUCGCCGUGUUUGGAGGAGGAGGAAUGCUGCCUAUGACCCCAAGAACACCGUCCCCACCGUCAAACAUGGAGGUGGAAACAUUAUGCUUUGGGGGUGUUUUUCUGCUAAGGGGACAGGACAACUUCACCGCAUCAAAGGGACGAUGGACAGGGCCAUGUACCGUAAAAUCUUGGGUGAGAACCUCCUUCCCUCAGCCAGGGCAUUGAAAAUGGGUCGUGGAUGGGUAUUCCAGCAUGACAAUGACCCAAAACACACGGCCAAGGCAACAAAGGAGUGGCUCAAGAAGAAGCACAUUAAGGUCCUGGAGUGGCCUAGCCAGUCUCCAGACCUUAAUCCCAUAGAAAAUCUGUGGAGGGAGCUGAAAGUUCGAGUUGCCAAACGUCAGCCUCGAAACCUUAAUGACUUGGAGAAGAUCUGCAAAGAGGAGUGGAACAAAAUCCCUCCUGAGAUGUGUGCAAACCUGGUGGCCAACUACAAGAAACGUCUGACCUCUGUGAUUGCCAACAAGGGUUUUGCCACCAAGUACUAAAUCAUGUUUUGCAGAGGGGUCAAAUACUUAUUUCCCUCAUUAAAAUGCAAAUCAAUUUAUAACAUUUUUGACAUGUGUUUUUCUGGAUUUUUUUGUUGUUAUUCUGUCUCUCACUGUUCAAAUAAACCUACCAUUAAAAUUAUAGACUGAUCAUGCCUUUGUCAGUGGGGUCAAAUACUUAUUUCCCUCAUUAAAAUGCAAAUCAAUUUAUAACAUUUUUGACAUGCAUUUUUCUGGAUUUUUUUGUUGUUAUUCUGUCUCUCACUGUUCAAAUAAACCUACCAUUAAAAUUAUAGACUGAUCAUGUCUUUGUCAGUGGGCAAACGUACAAAAUCAGCAGGGGAUCAAAUACUUUUUUCCCUCACUGUACACAAUUUCGAUCAGAGUUCCUAGUCAGCCUAUCACAGCUCUCUUUUAUACAAGUAGCACCACUGCCCUCUGGUGGUUAAAUGUUUUCCUGCACACUACACUAGCCUACAGUAGAUGAAUGUUUUUCAAUUCUUAAAUUCCCUUGUGUGUGUAGGAGUAUGCUGGGGACGGUCUGAGGACCCUGGCCCUGGCCUACAGAGACCUGUCAGAGGAGCAGUGGGAGGAGUGGUCAGAGAGACACCGCCAAGCAGACAGAUCUACAGACUGUAGAGAGGACAGACUGGCUGACACAUACGAACACAUAGAACAGGACAUGAUGGUACCACGCUGUGUGUGUUUGUAUGUGUGUGUGUGUUUGUGUUGUCUGUGUGUGUGUGGGGGUGGUGUCUGCAUGUGUGAGUGUGUGUGUGCACGGUGGGGUGGGGGGGGGGUUCAGCGUGUGUGUGUGUGUGCGUGAGCAUGUGUGUCCUCUCUGUAACAUCACUGGCACCUAAAUAAAUUCCUAUCAACUUCUGUAAUUGGCAAUAAAGUUCUAUUUUACUCUGCUCUAUUCUACUCUAGCUCCUGGGUGCCACAGCCAUAGAGGAUAAGCUACAGGAGGGAGUUCCAGAGACCAUCGCUAUCCUCUCUCUCGCUAACAUCAAGAUCUGGGUCCUCACGGGAGACAAACAGGGUGAGACACACAAACACACAGACACACACUGGAUGGUUUUAUGGAAAAUAGAGCUGGCUAUUUCAAACUAGAAUAAACACUAAACCUUUCCUUUCCCUUUUCACUCCUCUUCUUCUCUCUCUCUCUCUCUCUCUCUCUCUCUGUCUCUCUCUCUUUCUGUCUCUCUCUCUAUCUCACUCACUCUCACUCAGAGACAGCAGUUAAUAUAGGUUACUCCUGUAAGAUGCUGACUGGUGAUAUGACUGAGGUGUUCAUCAUCAGUGGACAGACAGUGCUGAGUGUUAGAGAGGAACUCAGGUUCAUCUAACUAGCGCUACGAGCCGCCGCCAGCGAGCUCCGAGGCGCCCGAGCCCGAGCGCGCGAGCGCGAAGCGAGCCGCGAUCCGCCCGCGAGCCAGCGAGCGCAUUCUACCCCAGCUCUAUCGGCGGGCCGCCCCUAUCAUCAGAGCUCGAUUCCGCCUCUAUCGCUAGCUCCUAUUCGCCCUAUCGAUCAUCAGCAUCUCUUAUUCCUCUCCCUAGCUAGUCCUCCUCUUCCAUCUAUCUCUCUAUUCCUCCCUCUAUCCAUCUAUCUCUCUAUUCCUCCCUCUAUCCAUCUAUCUCUCUAUUCCUCCCUCUAUCCAUCUAUCUCUGGAUUCCUCCCUCAUCCAUCUUUUAAUCAACCAUUCACACUCAUCUCUCUUUCCUUUCCUGUCAUUUCUCCUCGUUAUUAUUUCUUCUCUUUCUCUCCAGGAGAGCGAGGGAGAGGAUGAUAGAGUUUGCCCGUACAAGAGAGGGAGGAAAGGAGGAGAGGAUGGAGGGAUGGGGCGAAGCCUGUUCUCUGGGGAAUGGCUUUUGGGGAGGAGGGGGGGACGGGGGAGUGGGGGGGAGAGAGUGGCCCUCCGUGGGGGAGAAACAGCAGCCGUGUCCCCCUCCCCCUGGCCCUCCUCCCCCUCGACCCCCCUCCUCCACCACGCUAGACUCCAUAUCUGGAGAGUUCGCCCUCGUCAUCAACGGACAUAGCCUGGUGAGACAACACACACACUGACACCAAUGAUAUAUGUAAACCCUGGAUUGCUGUUAUUAUGUAAUGGCCAAUGAGAGGCUUUGAAGCCACUGGUCGGCCAUAUUGGCACUCCCCAGAAGGAGCAGUCCUCCAUUAAAAUUAAAGUUGUACAUUAUUUCGAGGAUAAAAUUACAUGUAAGUAUUUAAGUAUUUUUGUUGUUGUAGUGGGGACAGUAAAAUUAUACUUUAAGUAAAAUGUUUUAUAUAUAUUUUUAAAUGUUUAGCUCAGAUAAUAUAAUUUAAAAGUAUGCAUUAAGGUGUCUGUAAUAUAAUAAAUAUGGCAAAAACAAAUGUAGACAUUAGUAAAUGCAUUUCUAUAGCUUCCAAAAUAUUUUUUACACUGGUGAGGGAGUGCCAAGAUGGAGACGCGGUGGCUUCAAAACAACUGCCUUAGUAAUCUAGUGGAUAUAUAAAUAAUUGACUCAAACACAAGGUAUACAAACACUUCUACACUGGACACACUACCUGUGCAAUAUAAAAAAUGUCAACAUGAAAAGUUAUCUUUCUUUCUUUCUUUCUUUCUUUCUUUCUUUCUUUCUUUCUUUCUUUCUUUCUUUCUUUCUCUCUCUCUCCCUCCCUCUCCUUCUCUCUCUGUCUGUGUCAGGCCCAUGCGUUGGAGGCUGAUAUGGAGGGGGAGUUUGUGUCGACAGCGUGUGCCUGUAGAGCAGUGAUCUGCUGCAGGGUGACUCCCCUACAGAAAGCCCUGGUGGUGGAGCUCAUCAAGAAACACAAGAAGGCUGUCACACUGGCCAUAGGAGACGGGGCUAACGAUGUUAGCAUGAUCAAGAGUAAGUUAGAGGGAUGGAGGAGAGGAUGUCAGAUGAUGGAUGGAGGAAGGGAGAUGAGAGGAGAGGAUGUCAGAGGAUGGAUGGAGGAAGGGAGAUGAGAGGAGAGGAUGUCAGAUGAUGAUGGAGGAAGGGAGAUGAGAGGAGAGGAGAGGAUGUCAGAGGAGGGAUGGAGGAAGGGAGAGUGACAGAGGUGCUUGGCAGAGAUGAUGACAGAGAGGUAGAGAUGGGAAGAAUUGAGUGGGAGAGAGAGAAGGGGAACGAGGAGAUAUAUUGAAGUAAAAGUGCUCUGGCAGCACAGUCUAUUUGGAAGUUAAUGGAAAGUCCCCAGAAUCCCCACUUUAUCUGUUUAUGUGUAGUUCUCUCUCCCUAGGUCCUCUUUUCUCACGCCUCACCAUGUCUUUCACAAUUGUGUGUAUGUAUGUGUGCCUGCAUGCAUGCACGUGUGUACGUGUGUGUGUGUGUGUGUAUGAAAAGCAGAAGAGAGGAGGCCUCUGAGGAAAGAGAGGUCCUUGUGGUUUCACAUCCUGUUUUCUGGGCUCGACACCAUGUCCUUGGAGACAUUACUCAACCUGUGAGCGAUUACUCAACUUGUUGACUGGUUACCAAACCUGAAUCUGAGGACAGAGCAUAGCAGGCUUCUGUGCCAGCCCAGCACUAACACACCUGAUGAUUACACUUUUCAAUUGUCUACAGUUGCUCCCUGUCCUUGGCUCGUCUCCUAUAUCCUAUAUUAACUGUUUCUCGCUCUCCCCCCCUCUCCCCCCCCUCUCUCGCUCUCUCUCAACCCCCUCCCCCUCCCAGCGGCUCAUAUAGGAGUGGGUAUCAGUGGUCAGGAGGGCAUCCAGGCAGUGCUGGCGUCUGACUACUCCUUCUCCCAGUUCCGCUUCCUCCAGCGCCUGCUGCUGGUCCAUGGGCGCUGGUCCUACCUCCGCAUGUGUCGCUUCCUCUGCUACUUCUUCUACAAGAACUUUGCCUUCACCAUGGUGCACUUCUGGUUUGGCUUCUUCUGUGGCUUCUCUGCCCAGGUGAGAGGUCAGGGGUGAGGGAUCAGGAACAGUGGUUUAGAGGUGAGGGGUAAGGGUUUUAUAGGUUGGGUUGAGAUAAAUAACUUUGCCUUCACUGUCGAAAGACCGCGUUAGGAACUAUAAGGAUUGAACUGAAGACUCAUGGGGCAUGAUGUUAGAUUGGGGCUUAAAUGGGGUGAGGUUAUCUCCCGAGUGGUGCAGCGGUCUAAGGCACUGCAGUACUUGAGGCGUCACUACAGAUCCGGGUUCGAUCCCGGGGCCUCGACCGGGAGACCUAUGAGGCGACGCACAAUUGGCCCAGCGUCAUCCGGGUUAGGGGAGGGUUUGGCCGGCCGGGAUGUCCUUGUCCCAUCGCGCUCUAGCGACUCCUGUGGCGUGCUGGGCGCAUGCACGCUGACACGGUCGCCAGUUGUACGGUGUUUCCUCCGACACAUUGGUGCGGCUGGCUUCGGGGUUAAGCGAGCAGUGUGUCAAGAAGCAGUGCGGCUUGGCAGGGUCGUGUUUCGGAGGACGCAUGGCUCUCGACCUUCGCCUCUCCCGAGACCGUACAGGAGUUGGAGCGAUGGGACAAGACUGUAACUACCAAUUGGAUAUCACGAGAGGUUGUCGUUCUUACUGUGUCUCUCUCUCCCUUCCUCCCACACUCUCUCUCUCCCUCUCCCUCUCCCUCUCCCUCUCCCUCUCCCUCUCCCUCUCUCUCUCCCUCUCCCUCUUUCCCUCUCCCUCUCUCUCUCUCUCUCGCUCUCUCUCUUCCAGACGGUAUAUGAUCAGUACUUCAUCACUCUCUAUAACAUCGUCUACACCUCUCUCCCUGUGCUGGCCAUGGGAAUAUUUGACCAGGUGAGUCUCCCACGCACACACACUCUGUACCCUUUGACCCCUGACCCUUGACCCCUGGUUGUUCCUCUUUCCCCCUGUCUGUAGGACGUCCCAGAGCAGCGUAGUCUGGAGUAUCCUAAGCUGUAUGAGCCAGGUCAGCUCAACCUGCUGUUCAACAAGAGAGAGUUCUUCAUCUGUAUAACCCAGGGUAUCUACACUAGUGUUGUGUUGUUCUUCGUACCCUAUGCCAUCCUGUCCCACGGCACCCAGGGCACCGGGGAACCCCUCGCCGACUACCAGACCUUUGCUGUUACCACGGCCACCGCCCUCGUCAUUGUCGUCAGUGUGCAGGUGAGCGGGGGGGUAGGACUGUAGUAUUCACUUCCUGUAGGCAACAUGUGUGUUUGAAGGUUUAUUACAUAUGAUAAACCGGGUAGUUUGGGUCCUGGAUGAAACAGCAUUUCAGCCAUGUGUAUAUCAGACAAUAUACCACGGGUAUUACGCUAAAGUACUUGUUUACUUUUCUAUUUACAUUGGUAACCAGUUUAUAAUAGCAAUAAGGCACCUCUGGAGUUUGUGGUAUAUGGCCAAUAUACAACGGCUAAGGGCUGUUCUUACGCACGACACAACUCAGAGUACAACCUGGAUACAGCCGUUAGUCGUGGUAUAUUGGCCAUAUACCACAAACCCCUGAGGUGCCUUAUUGCUAUUAUAAACUGGUUACCAACGUAAUUAGAACAGUAAACAAGUACUUUAGCGUAAUACCCGUGGUAUAUUGUCUGAUAUACACGCGGCUGUUUAAAAUGUUCGGUUAUACCCAUGGUAUACGGUCUGAUAUACCACGGCUUUCAGCCAAUCAGCAUUCAGGGCUCGAACCACCCGAUUAUAAACUGGGUUGUUCGAGCCCUGAAUGCUGUUUGGCUGAAAGCCGUGGUAUAUCAGACCGUAUACCAUGGGUAUGACAAAACAUGUAUUUUUACUCUUCUAAUUACUCUGCGUUGUAUACAGCCCAUAUACAAUACCACAUCCCCUCAAGCCUUAUUGCUUAAAUCUCUCUCUACCUCUGCUUGUGUGUGUGUGUGUGUGUGUGUGUGUGUGUGUGUGUGUGUGUGUGUGUGUGUGUGUGUGUGUGUGUGUGUGUGUGUGUGUGUGUGUGUGUGUGUGUGUAGAUUGCUCUUGACACAGGCUACUGGACGGCCAUCAACCAUUUCUUUGUGUGGGGCUCUGUGGGCUCCUUCUUCACCAUCAUGUUGGCCAUGCACAGCCAGACUCUGUUCAGCAUCUUCCCCAACCAGUUCCACUUCAUAGGCAGUGCCCAGAGCACACUGGUCCAGCCGCUGGUGUGGCUGACCAUCGCCUUGGCCACAGUGAUCUGCAUCGUUCCAGUUCUGGCCUUCCGCUUCCUCAAACUGGACCUGAAACCACAGCUCUCUGACACGGUGACAACACUAAGCUUCUGGUCACACUCACACAGCUCUCUGACACGGUGACAACACUAAGCUUCUGGUCACACUCACACAGCUCUCUGACACGGUGACAACACUAAGCUUCUGGUCACACUCACACAGCUCUCUGACACGGUGACAACACUAAGCUUCUGGUCACACUCACACAUUUCACACACACUGUACAUUCCUCCUCCCUCCUUGAUCCAACACAUCAUCACAUAAUCACUGAUCCUAAUCACUAACCACUGAUCCUAAUCACUAACCACUGAUCCUAAUCACUAACCACUGAUCCUAAUCACUAACCACUGAUCCUAAUCACUAACCACUGAUCCUAAUCACUAACAUUACAUUUUACAUUUACGUCAUUUAGCAGACGCUCUUAUCCAGAGCGACUUACAUGAGCAAUUAGGGUUAAGUGCCUUGCUCAAGGGCACAUCGACAGAUUUUUCACCUAGUCGGCACGGGGAUUAGAACCAGCGACCUUUCGGUUACUGGCACAACGCUCUUAACCACUAAGCUACCUGCCGCCCGGCUACUAACCUAACCUAACCGCUAAGCUACUAACCACUGAUCCUAAUCACUAACCACUGAUCCUAAUCACUAACCACUGAUCCUAAUCACUAACCACUGAUCCAACACAUUGGAUAGGUGAAAACAGGGAAUUUAAAUUAAAUUCAGUCGUGAAAUCAGUGGAAGGGAUGAAGAAAGGAUGCUGGCUCAUGACCACUUCUUUAUGAUACACUGUUCCUAUCUCAAAGUCUUUCAGGGCUCAUCUACAUCAGUCUGACUCAGUCUGACCUUCAGUCUGACUUUCAGUCUGAAUUUCAAUCUGACCUUCAAUCUGUUCUUCAAUCUGAACUGCAGUCUGUACUUCAGUCUGACCUUCAGUAUGACCUUCAGUACAACCUUCAGUAUGACCUUCAAUCUGACUUUCACCCUGACCUUCAAUCUGACUUUCAACCUGACCUUCAGUCUAUUUUCAGUCUGAAUUUCAGUCUGACUUUCAAUCUGACCUUCAGUAUGAUAUUCAAUCUGACUUUCAAUCUGACCUUCAGUCUGAUCUUCAAUCUGACCUUCAGUCUGUUCUUCAGUCUGAUCUUCAGUCUGACCUUCAGUCUGACCUUCAAUAUGUUAUUCAGUCUGACCUUUAGCCUGACCUUCAGCCUGACCUUCAAGCUGACCUUCAGUCUGAUCUUCAAUCUGACCUUCAGUCUGUUCUUCAGUCUGAACUUCAGUCUGUCCAUCAGUUUGUCCAUCAGUCUGAUCUUCAGUCUGUCUAUCAGUCUGUCCAUCAGUCUGUCAGCCAUGCCUCCUGUCUUCUCUCUAUACUAUUGUGAUUCUGUCUGUUUGUCUCUUCAUUGCUGUGACUGAAAUCAGACCAAUGUCCCCUAACUCUACCAAUGAUUAACUGUUUGUGCGUAUGCCACCGCUCUCUGUAUCCCGUAACAUCUCUUCUAUGUAAAUAUUGACUCAGAACGAGUCUGUGUCUAACCUACAGAUAUUAAUAUACCUUAAUACCCUCUAGAACAGCUGUCCCUAUCACCUUAUAAUACGUCAUUAUUACUAGGGUUUAAUGUUCUCCUGAAACAUUCUACACGUUUUCCUUCCCGAGAAAAUUGCAACCAUCCCGGUAAUAUCCCGGUAUUCCUGUUCAAACCGGAAAUGCUAUUUAAAAGCAUAUAACACCAGCUAAAUAAAUCUAACAUGAUUAUACCACUGUAAAUUGAGAAAUACGGACAAUAAUCGAAUGGUUUCUUGUUGUAUUUGUCACAAUUUACUCAACUCAAAGUUCUGUCAAAGUCACCACACAAUGUGUUGAUGUAGCCUAAAUGUAGGGCUACAAUAUGAUGAGGUUAUUAGCCUACAGCCUAGUGAAAAUUGGGUUUGUUUUAGCUUACCCAUACCUUUGACUGAAAGAUGUCAGCCAUCUUGUUGGCCCUUUUCCCUCCCCUUGCACCUGGCUAUCAGGGGGAUUUCGGAAGGUUGUGGCUGUUUUUACUUUAUGAUAACCUGCUUAUUGUGGUGACUGUCACAGGGAACAUAUCCAAUUCUCCGCUGAACAGACAAGCAAAUAGGCCUAGUAGUGGAUAUUCAGCACCAUGGAGAACAGCACAGAGGUUGAUCAAAUCCCUACCAAUCGGACUAGUUCAGCCCAUGAACUCGCUUUUGUUAUUGUGACAUCAUGGAACAAUGUUGCAAAUGUCUAUUUCCUCAAGUGCGUUUGUUGACACAAUGUACCAGCCAUUUGUUAACAGUGAGUAUCGCUGUUAAUUUGUGAACGUGAGAUGGAGAUUGCCUUGAGUAACUGCGUCAACAGGUCGUGUGUAGCCUACACAUGAUAGUCAGCAAUGCAAUUUAUAGAAGUCAUGCAUGUAAGUGAAGUUUUCUAUUGAGGACUUUAUGUUGAGUAGGCCAAUAGGCUAAAUAUGGUAGGCUGCUAGCGUUGUGAUGACUGGUCUAAUGUAGGUUAUGAAUGAAGCCAGGGAGUUGAUUUGUUCAUGCAUGCAGCUAUUCGCACGUGCAUAUUUUGUAUUUUUGCAUUAGUGCGCAUAACAUUUUUAUAUUAUUGGUCCACGGGACCCAUCAAUAUUUUUAUCGUAAAACAGGAAGGAGCUUGGACGGGAAGUCCUGGGAUACCGGUCACCGGUAUUAAAGGUCACUGGUAUUAAACCCUAAAGGUCACCGGUAUUAAACCCUAAAUGUCACCUUAUACUAAGAAAUAACACUCCUCUCUGUCCUCGCUACCCUCUCCCUCCCCCUCUACCUCCCUCCUCCCUCCUCAUCACCCCUCUCCCCCCUCCAGGUGCGUUACACCCAGCUGGUGCGUCAGAAGACGAGGAAGCCGGCAGGUCGAUGCAUGGGAGGAGUCAGGGGCGUGCCUGAGGGUCGUCUGGGGGCGAGGGGCGGGUCCAGGAGGUCGGGUUAUGCCUUUGCCCACCAGGAGGGCUUUGGGGAGCUCAUCACCUCUGGGAAGAACAUGAGACUGUCCUCCCUGGCCCUGGCCAACUUCGCCUCCAGACACAGCUCCAGCUGGAUAGACACCCUGCGCAAGAAGAAACACUCAAACACACACCCCCCGCAGAGCGCCUCGGGAGAGAGCAGCCCGGCACCUAGCUAUGUGUCAGGAUCGGCUCCCCCCUUGUCGAAUUCAUCCUCGCUCCUGGGGGGGUCGCAGGAUACGCCCCUGGAGGAGGGAACACACACGCCGCCUGUCAUACUCCCACAGCCGGCUGGUGUCCCUUCCACAAACACACCUCCAGCGUUAGCUCCAGCCCAGGUCCCCUCUGCCGACUCUCUCACCCCCACCUCGGUGAGGAGUCCUGGGGGAGACUCGGUUGGUGGCUGGAACCUUAGUCUGGGAGCUGUACAGGUGAGAUACUGUCAUCUUCUUUAAUCUGUUUCUCACACACACACAACCUAACACACACAACCUAACACACACAUCAGUAACCGUCUCUUCCACCUGUCCUGUAGGAUGCUCUGUUUGGUUGGAGGGGUGCCGCCGCUCGCAUCAGCGGAACCAGCAGCCCGGGACCUCCCCCCGUUCCCAAGGAAACUAACCAUGCCGUGUGAGACACAGACAGAUGGACAGAUGAUAGAAAGAAGAAGGACAGAAGGACGGACGGACGGCUGUCAUAUUCCACUGGAUUCUCUAGGAAUACUUGAAGAAUACUGAACUUGGAAUAUUUGGAAUACUGAACAUGGAAUGUUUGGAAUACUGAACUUGGAAUGUUUGGAAUGGCACACGCCCUGGGUUAGGAAGAGAACCAACUUCUCUGUCUUUCUCAACUAAUGAGGCAGACUGAAAGAAGCACUUCUUCAUGCAAAUGAUGUAACCAUCUGCUAAAGACCUUGGUCCCACAGGGACCUGGAGAGAAACCAGACUCCAUCAGCACCACUGUGGUUCAGACAUGA